AUGCUCAUCUCUGAAAAUUUCACAAAUUUCACCCACAUAUUUCGAUAUACACGGUAUAUACAAAGACAUACCUCCUCUAUACCGAUGUUUAGGUCCGUCAUAUCAGUACAAGGUCGAUCUUUAGUCUUGAGAGGGAUUCCAAGAGUGUCGCCGUCUGUUUUAGUCGGCUAUAAUCGGAAUUAUGCUUCUUGGUCUAACGGUACACCUAUCCGUAAACAAAAAACCAAAGAAGAGAUAGAAGAAGAACUUCUACAGGAGCAAAUGAAAUCUCCGCACCGUAUUGUUCGUUGGGGAGCAAUUGCCCGGUCAGAGAAGUUCAAAAAGGGCCUCACAAAGUACAUGAUUGCAGCAUAUAUGGUAUUCCUAUUCUUUGGCUACAAACACAUUCAGAAACUGCGUGAGAAGGAAUUAGAACUUGAGGAGCUGCUUAAGAAGCAGAGUGAAGGUACUUUAAAUGAAUAUGAAUCAUUGAGGAUCAAGGAAAUGAAAGGUACAGCGCGUACUAGGGAUCUGGCGAAGCUAAAAGAAUACCGUAAGCUUAAGGAAGAGUCGCCAGAACUUGAAACCUUCGAUGGCAUAGUGUUGGAUGACCAUAGUUGUAAUACUUCUAAUAGCUGCAUCUUACCUCCACGGGAUACUAUGGAGUUUUUUGAGAAAAAGGCUGAAGAAUAUGACUCCGGUGUGAACUUUGAGGAAAAAUUAAUUAUGAUGGGCCGGAGGCGUAAAUGGCUGGCACGACAUUGCCAUGGUGAUGUUCUUGAGGUCGCUUGUGGUACCGGUAGAAAUAUUAAGUUCAUGGAUAUGACUAAAAUCAAAUCUGUGACGUUUUUGGAUGCCUCCGAGAAAAUGGUUGAACUAGCCAACAAGAAGUUCAGAGCUAAGUUCCCCAACUUUAAAAAUGCAGCAUUUGUAGUUGGUAGGGCUGAAGAUCUGGUGCAAUUGGCAUCUGCAGCGCCUGACAAAACUUCGGAAGAUAAGGUUGUCAAAUACGAUACUAUCAUAGAGGCAUUUGGGCUCUGUUCAUAUCACGAUCCUGUAAAGGCCUUAAACAACUUUGCCAAGCUAUUGAAACCUGAUGGCAGAAUUAUCUUAUUAGAACAUGGAAGAGGAACCUGGGACAUUGUUAAUAAAGUCAUUGACGAUAGAGCAGAGAAGCGGUUAAAAACUUGGGGCUGUAGAUGGAAUCUUGAUAUUGGGGAAAUUAUAGAAGAUUCGGAGUUGGAAAUUGUAACGGAGGAUAGAACUCAUUUUGGUACAACAUGGUGCAUUGUAGCUAAACGUAAGGGUGAUGCCAAGAAGAAAAAUGAGAUUGGCUUUGUGGAGAAAUAUUUGAGAUCUAGUGUGAAAGCUAGAAUUGAAGAAUUUCGCCAAGUGGAUGAGGUUGAGAAAUCGAAGAAAUAA
Molecule: messenger RNA, 1401 nt
Organism: Eremothecium sinecaudum
Lineage: Eukaryota; Fungi; Ascomycota; Saccharomycetes; Saccharomycetales; Saccharomycetaceae
Gene: OMS1
Product: putative RNA methyltransferase
Exons: 1
Coding region: 1-1401 (466 amino acids)
Source: RefSeq, a predicted model, not a curated record